Messenger RNA from Styela clava, 4818 nucleotides. The record is from RefSeq and is a predicted model, not a curated record. NCBI's taxonomy places the organism in Eukaryota, Metazoa, Chordata, Ascidiacea, Stolidobranchia, Styelidae.
AAACGCAAACAGGCUAAAAAGCCUUGCGUUUCAAGACUGGUCUAUUUACAGAUUUAGUUGAUAAUCGUCAUGUUUUUGGCGUUUUGGUGAAAAGCCGAAAGGUGCGUGUUAUCUAUAACCAGUCAGUUUCUAAUGUUAUUACCGGUACUUGUUAGCACUGUUUAUUGACAGCGUUUUCAUUCCACCACUCUUCAUACUGUCAGACUGUAAUGGUGACUGGUGACAAUCACGAGUUUUCCCCGUGAAAGUGCAUUUUCGUUCGCGUGUAUUUUCGGGGAGCGCUAGCGUGUUCGGCGUGCAAUUGCCAUGGAAUCCAAUCUGGCCUGUCGGUAGUUAUCAAGUUGUUUAAACUUUAAACGACACGCCAAACGUCCGCAAUGCGAGAUACCAAGACCACGUCUGCACGUGAAAACCUAGCGUGCAACUGGGAGAAUGGCUCUAUUUGAGAAAAGCCUGAAUAAACAAGUAUAAAAUUAUUUGAACGAAGCAGUGCAACUGCGUGACUUGACGCAAACCACGGUGACGAUGCGUAUUUUAUUUAGGUCAAAGGUAAAAUAAUUGACACAAACAAAAAGAAAGAAACAGUUUCGUACAGGUAUAAAUUCUUUCGUUUUAAGACUGUUCUAUCUAGUUGGGAUAGGAUUUAUAUAUUUAUCCCAUUGAUAAUCGUCAUGUUUUGCUGAAAAGCGGAAAGGUGCGUGUUAUCUAUAACCAGUCACUUUGUAAUGUUAAAUCCUGUUAGCACUGUUUGUUGACAGCUGUUACAUUCCGCCACCCUUCAUCUGUUCAUACUGUCAAAUAUAACUGUAAUGGUGACUGGCUGAUUGGUGAACAAUCACGAGUUUUCUCCGUGAAAGUGGAUUUUUGCUCGCGUGUAUUUUCAGGGAGCGCUAGCAUGCUCGGCGUGCAAUUGCCAUGGGAUCCAAUCUGACCUGUCGGUAGGUAUCAAGUUGUAUUGAAUAUUUUUUUUAAAAUUCAUGUCUUUCAUGCGGGUGAUGUAACAGGUUUAAUAAAUCAUUUCUUUUUAUAAUAAUCUGUUCUUCCAGCAUUGUCAACAAAAAUAUUUACAAUGUUUAACCCACUGAACUUAUUAUCUGCCGAAUCACUUCUCUUAAUUUGCACACUUUUCUUGCUUGUGAGAUAUCUUCUUCAGCGCAAAUGGAGCAUUCUCUCAUCUUGGAAUAUUCCGCAUGACCCUCCAUCUGUUAGAAAUUUUGGUCACGCAAAGAUCAUAGUAUCAGAAAAAGUUUUUGAAUACGAGUUAGAAUGCAAGAAAAAAUUUGGUCCCAUAUGGGGGUAUUACGUCAUGACCGCUCCGAGAAUUGUCAUCCAUGAUCCAGAGAUUCUGAAAGUAAUAUAUAUCAAAGAAUUUUCAAAAUUUCCAAAUCGAGUGAAUAAAUUCAGACUCGUUCAUGGAGAAGAAUUAGCAAAUGGUUUGUUGUUUACGCUUGAUGAUCAAUGGAAGCGCAUCAGAACGACUAUGACGCCUACUUUUUCCACAGCAAAAUUGAGGCAAAUGGUUGGAAUAGUGAAACGGUGUGCUGACGAUACUAUUGAUGUAUUUCGUCGCAAAAUAAAUUCAACAGAUGGAAUUUUUGUGGCAAGAAGUGUUUUUGGGGGACUUUCGAUGGACGUUGUUUGUGCGGCUGCAUUUAGUACUGACGUAAAUUCGCAAGACGAAACCAAGAUACAGCCUCGUAUAACAGCCAAUGCAAAUAAGUUUUUCAGGACUGGAUUUUUUCAAGCUUCAUUUCUGAUUGCUGCAAUAUUUCCGUUUUUAGAGGGUUUGGUAUCAAAACAUGCAAGCCAAAGAAGUCAUAUUGUGUAUUUUCGUGACUUGUGUCGUGGUUUAAUGGAACAAAGACGUAAAGAAAAAGGGGAUAGAGUCGAUUUAAUGCAAUUAAUGUCAGAUGCGGAAGUUCCAGAAUCAGAAUUGAAAGAUGAUGCUAAAAAAGGAAUGUCAGAAUUGGAAAUAAUCGGAAAUUCUAUCACAAUGCUUUUUGCUGGAUAUGAAACAACAAGUACAGCUAUGUCAUUUUUGGCAUACAACUUAGCCCAGUAUCCCGAAACCCAGAAGCAACUUCAGACAGAAAUUGAUAAAAUGUUCGAAGAAUGUGUUGAGUUGGAUUAUGAUAAUGUAAAUCAGCUGAAAUUUCUUGAUAUGUGCUUGAAUGAGAGUUUACGUUUGUAUUGCCCCAUUCCACGGAACUCAAGAAUCGCCAAGGAAGAAGUCACCAUUGGUGGGCUCACCAUUCCGAAAGGAUCACUUGUAGCCAUUCCGAUUUAUGCCUUGUGUCAUGAUCCCGAUUACUGGGAAGAUCCGAUGGAAUUCAAGCCAGAAAGAAUGAGAAAUAUGGAUGAAAUUGACAACAUCAUUUUUCAACCGUUUGGCUGUGGACCAAGAAAUUGCAUUGGAAUGAGGUUUGCAAUGAUGGAAAUCAAAAUCACAUUCUGCAAACUCCUGCAUCAAUUUAGCUUUGAACCAACAGCUGAAACACCGAAGCCACCACUGAAGCUUAAAUAUGAUUUGACCACCAGAUCCAAGGUUAAUUUUAAUCUGAAAGUCGUGCCCAGAAAUAGAAACCCCUAACUUGUCUCCAGGAAUACCAGUGUAUGUAUCUCUUAUUUUAUCCACUUAUAUGCAUGUUAGAAUGUAAUAGAAUCAUAUAAAAUGAGUUAUAUAGGUCUUCUCUAAAAAUCUAGUCAAACUACUAUUCUAUCAGGAAUUCGACUUGCUAUAUAGUGUAAUUCACAACAUGUUGACAUAGCAAAUUGAGACAGUUAAUAAAAUGCAGCUUAAUUGAACAAUAAGAAUAUUUCAAAAUGUGGGUCAUAUGGAAUUUGGUCAAUUUCAGCGAUGAAAGAAACUCAUAAGUCAUAAUAUAUAUUUUUAUACAAGUUCUAUAUCUUUCGACUCUGGACAAGGCUCUGCACAAUAAGCCCCUGAUAUUGCUAUUUAAUUUGUAAAGAUUGAAAUGUAACGUAACAUGUAUUGUUCCUUGAUAUUGUACAGGGGUGUGCAACAUUUUUUGUUGGUGGGCCACAUAACCAACUUCAGACACUCAGCUGGGCCACACAAAAAUUUUUGUUUUUCCAUGUACACAACGAUUUAAAAUAUUCUCACAAGGCAAAAUUUAAUUUAUAGAACAUGAGAAAAAAACAUGAUAUAUUUUUACCCGUGUGAGCGCUUUUUUAAACACAAACUGUCGGAUUAGGAUUUCAUACUUAAUAGGGAAAAAUUUGAGUGUCGACAAGAGCCACACUAAAUGGCUUUGAUAGGCCAUGUUAUGGCCUGCAGGCUGCCUGUUGCACACCCGUAAUAUUGUAUAUAUUUGUAUUGUUCUUGUGCCUUGUAUGUGUCAAACACACCACUGUUUUCCAUAAUAUAUUAAUUGAUAUUUUUGGGUAAAAAAACACAUGGUUAUCUAUGCAGGAUGUCUUAAAGACAGGAAUCAAUUUAAAAAAAAGUUAGAUGCAAUAGAAUAAUCGAAUCCUAUUAUUCUCAGAUUCAAAUUCUGCGUUUAAUAACAAAAUGUACUUUUUUUCUUGUGACUUUUGUGACAAUGUGACUUUUGUAACAUUUGAUGAAAAGUUCUAUAAUGUGUUCUAAGGUUAGGUAUUUAACUUCGGGCAAAUUGUUUUAGUAAGCUUAAGAAGGGGUUUAUUAUGGAACUAAUGGUUUGGUAAAAUGUAACCAACAAUACAAUUGAUUUAUAUUAUAUUUCGUUUUCUUGCAUGCUGCCUUUCACAUGAUAUUAAUAUGAUAUAUCAUAUAUGUAUUUUUUUAAAUUUUAUCUUAUAUUGUUUAUAUGAUGCAUGCUUGGAACUUGCUCAAAUAUUUCACUCAAGAUUAUCUUUACACUAAAAAAAAUUGUUCAGUUUUCAGCAACAAAACUAUUGCAACUUUAAAUGUAAUACACAUUAUUUCACUUUCAGGAAAUUUAUUCUAUACACGACCACACAUAAAUGUAUUCUAUUGUUAAUAGGUUGAUCUUGCUUUGAUACACAUAACUAUUGAAAAUAUAUUAUUUCUUCAGUGAGGUGCUAGUCACCCAAUCUGUUUUUACAGUAACAAAUACUUGAAAAUAAGUUUUACAUCUUGUCAAGUAUUAAAUUAUAUGUUUCGAAUUAUAUUAUUUGUUUUGCUUCUCUUUAUAACAUAGAGUAUAAUAUUGCUGUAUAUACAUUUGUUGAUUUUUUGUUUAAUCAUAACACAUUGUUUAACUUCAUUUUUAACCCGAAGUUUUCAAUUUUCUUCUUCACGUUUAGUCAUUUGCUUGAAUAGCAAAGACCGAUGCUGCACAGCUGUUUGUUAAAUGUAUGCUGUGUGAUAAAUUUAGCACUUACAUGGUGUUGUAUACUCAAGGGUGUUAUUUCCACUUCAGAAAACUGUUCUUCACAGUAAAAUUUUUUGUCACAUUUUCUGAUUUUUUAUAUGAAAGAGAUAGGUUUUGAGUUGCUGUCAUUUGUUUUAUUAUUAAGUGUUGUUUACAAAAUUAUUGGAAAUCCCACAUUAGGAAGCUAUUAACUGUAUUCACAUUUUGCACUUUCAUUAUUUUAAGUGCAGUUUAUUAUUUGCUAAUAAUAAUCAUCAAGGAUGUAAAAUAAAUAUCUAAAGUGUAAUGUAGCUCUUACUACUAUAGUAUUUAGCACUGUAUAGCCAAACUAAACUAUUAUGUUUAUCCAUAUUGUCAGCAUGAUAUUUUUUUCAGGUGGCUCAAAAGAGGCCUAAUUGCAACAUUUCUUCACACAUAUUCAAAAAAAAUAUAUAAUCAUAUUAUGUUCCUUCCCUCUAUAUAUUUGUGUUUUUUUUGUAGA